Molecule: messenger RNA, 2718 nt
Organism: Rhizoctonia solani
Lineage: Eukaryota; Fungi; Basidiomycota; Agaricomycetes; Cantharellales; Ceratobasidiaceae
Product: ARID domain-containing protein
Exons: 6
Coding region: 1-2718 (905 amino acids)
Molecular function (GO): DNA binding
Source: RefSeq, a predicted model, not a curated record
AUGGGCGACCCGCUCAACAACCCGUUCGGACAACAGAACAUCUACCGUCAUCUCCAAUCCCAAGGCCUUGCCAUGGACAAUCCUGCGGGUGUCCCCCAGGCACCCCCGUCGCUAGCGCCUGCAAUCCCCUCGAUGCCUGGCGGUGUCCAGGACCCCAACCAGGCCAAGCUGUGGAAGGCUAUCGGUGAGCCGCAUUUCAUUCGCUGCAAUGCCCAUGGCCGGCCCCUUCACUUCUUUAUUUUACUCGCCUUCAUCUCUCUCUUUCUCUCUUUCUCCCUCUCUCAUCCAAUUCCCAAUUCCCACCCCUCCUGUAUCCCACUACCAUCCCCCUUGUCCACCCCCUUCCCACCCGGUCAUCCUACGACCAUCGCACUGCGUCUAUUGUUGAUGCCUCGCGGCGUCUGCGUUGACGGUCCAUUCAGCCUAAACUGGGCCGCCAGCACCGCCACACUCGAUUCUCUGCCACGAAACCUCCCCGUCUUCGCCACCAUACUGACCCCCGAUUUUCGUCCCCAGUUUUUGCAAAAUCUCGCACACAUGCAGCCCGGUCAGGGUGGAUAUCGCGGGAACAACACCAUGGCCCUUGCCAGCGGUCCCCAAGCCGGUCAGCCGAAUCUAGUCCAGGGAAACCCCACCGCCCAGCAGCAGUUUCUCCAGCAACAGAGCAUCCAACGUCUCGGACUUGGUCUCGGCCAGCAGCAGCAACAGCAGCAACUCGGUGCUGCCAUCCAGCACCCCGGCCUCGGCAAUGCCAACCAUCUCAAUCUCACUCAGGGCAACAACCCAGCCCUCAUGUCUCUCAUGGGUAUGCAAGGCAACGCAAUCGGACAGCUCAACAACCAGAUCAUGAAUCUCCGCAAUCCAAACGUUCUCGAAAUGCAACAUCGUUUGGAUCCGGGCAUGAACGACCAGCUACAGGCUAUCCAGCGUGCCCAAGGCGGUCUCAAUCGGCCAGGUUUGGCACAAGGCGGCCCGGGCGCAGCUACAAAUCAACAUAUUCGGCUCCCUGGCGACGGACACAAUUCCCCCCUCCUCCCGGCUCACGACCAAAAUCCGAUGGUCGGUGGCCUCAAUCGCUCACCGCAACCGGGAAAUCAACCCCACCAGCCAAACAUGCCUCAAACCAAUCCAGGCGUAGCGCUCAUCCACAAGCUUGACUCACUUCCCAUCCGCGAUCUGGAGGCCCGAGUAGCCGCCUGGCGAGACAAUUUACCGGCUCUUGAAAAUCGAGUCCAAGAGUUGUUGAAUUUGGCCAAUCGCCAGCCCGAGAUGAUGCCUGCAUAUAGCCGUUCGAAACAGGAGCUCGAACAGAACAAAUUUCUGUAUAUCAAGUCACAAGAAAUCCUCAAUCGCAAGCACAUCGCCCAGUCUCAGAUGGCUCAGGCGCAGGCCCAGCAGGCUCAAGCACACGCACAGGCGCAGGCUCAGAAUCGCAUGACUCCGACGUUAGGAGAGCCCGUUCGGCCCGGGAGUCGCGCUGCUGGAACCAUGCCUGGCCAAGUUCCCGGAAUGACGGGAUGGCAACAGCCCGGCCCCUCUACCACGCCGCAAUUGCCCCAAGGAUCUCCCCCCGGUCCUUCGACCACCCCUUUUCAACCCGUUCCCUCGCCCCAGCCCAACCUAGAUCAAGCCAACCAAGUUCGAGCCGCGAUGAAUCAAAACGGCACUCCUCGUCAGAGUGUCAUCCCUCGUGAUCGUGCGGCAUUUGUCCAAUUCAUGCGAAUGUGGUUCGUCCAGACUGGGCGUACCUCGGAUGCGAUCCCCAAAAUUGGAGACAAGCCACUCGACCUUCACCAGCUGUACGUCGAGGUGGAGACGUGGGAGGGCUGGACAAGGUGGGAGGGGCUGUUGGCGCAAAUUGCCAAGGUGCUCGCCGACGCUUACGUCGCACUUCUCGUACCGUUUGACAAUUUCUGUCUCGAGCGGAUGCGAGCGGUCGGUAACGGAAUUCAAAACAACCGCAUCAAUUUGGGAUUGGGUCAGCCGGCGAUCGGAAUGACCCCCGGCGGCUUGCGUCCCGGACCGGGGGGCGUACUCCCGGGAGGCGAUGGGAUGAGCCCUAUGGCAAAUUUUCAGCGUAUCCUGGCGUUCCUGCAAGUGUCGCUCAAGGACUGGAUGCCCGAGCUGCCUGCUCAAGCCAAGCUCCUUCGCGCUUCUCAAAUGGACGUUCCGGAGAUGCAACGGCAAGGAUGGCCGCCUGAACGAAUCACUGCGAUUCAGCGGUUCCGGCCGGCUCUCAUGCAAUACCGGGCGACUCUUAUGCGCCAACAGGAGCUGCAGCGGCUCAGCCAACAAGGACAACAACAGCAGAUUGCGCAGGCCCAAGUACAUCAACAACAGCUGGCGCAGCAACAGCAGCAGAACCAACAAUCCCAUCUUAAUGAUCAUCGAUCUUCAAUAGGCGGAGGUUCGCUACCUCCGAACAUGCAAGCGCACAAUCUGGGCAUGCCUGGCGGUCUCAAGUUGCCUUUCUCUCCCGAGGCAACGAGCCGUGCCAAGGUGAUAGUCGAGAACAUUGCUCGUGAGAUUGAGCAUAGCCGCCAAUACCAGCGACGUGAGGUCCUGGACUCGCAGCGUGUACAGAUGAAUCAGACCGUUGUUGCUUCGCAUCCCUUUGCGGUCGAGUUCGAGCGAACCGUUUCGUUGUACUUCCUUCUCUUCAACAAUCAUCCGCAGACGCGAGCUCUUAUGGAGCAGGCAAGUCGCAAUUUUAUCUAG